AUGGCCAAGCUGGAUACCCUUCUGGCCAACACCGAGCUGGUGCCACUCUUCUGGAGUCUGUGCGUGCUGCGACGCGCGUUCGGCCACGGUAACGCGUUCGUGGUGCGCUGGGGCGUUUUACGGGCCCUCCGUUUGCCUCCUGUGGACGAAAUCGAAACGUUCGUCACCUCAGCACUGGUGCCGGCGCUCAACGAUGCAGCGCUGUUUGCUGAUGUGGAUCUCCACGCUGAGGCCGUGCUGCGCCUGGCCUCUCGCCGCCUCCUGCUGCGUGUGGCGCUCGGCUGGCUCCGGACUGACGCGCCGGUACUAGAGUGUGCCGUGGCGGCGGCGGCGGCGGCGGCUGACGGUACGGCUGCGCCCGCUGGACUGGCCGCUCCCGAACCCGCUGCCCUCCAGGUAGAGGUGAUGGCAGCGCUGGCGGCGGAGCGGAGCCCCGUGCGUGGCAGGCUGCUCGGCGGCGCGUUGCGGAUCCUGGAGGCUACGCUGCCACUGACGGCGGACCACCCAGUCCUUCCGCCGCUACACGCCGCGCUGGUGGAGUGUCACACGGACUUAUACCGACCACGGAACGCUGUCGUCAGUGACAUGGCCCUGCUGGCUGCCCUGGUCGGGAAACCUGACGACAAACAGGCGCCCUCUGCUGCUGUCCGACAGCUGAUCGGUGUGGUAAUACCCUGUGUCGGGGAGUACAUUGUGCGGCAGGUGGAGGCAGCAGCAACCGCCGAGGAUCUGACACUCUGCGAGUUUUACUCCGAGUUGCUGCGCGCAGCUGCCGCGGUCGGCUGUAGGGUGGGGGUGGAGACUGUCGUCCACCGACUGUGCAGUGUUUCCACCAGUGCUCAUCCGCUGCGGGUGCAUGCGGCUGUAGUGACUCUCGCUGGUGUUGCUGGUGCACUGGUGUCAGCCGUCACCAGCACUAACCUCGGUGACUCCCUGGUGCCGCUGGCAGAGCUCGCCCGCCACGACUCCGUCCCAGCCGCACUGUCUGCCUGUUCGGGCGCCGGUACCUGCGACACGCCGCUGGCUGCCCGCCACUUUGAGGCCACCUGGCGACUCACUGAAGCCCUGCUCUCGGCCGGCCUCAUGUCUGAGUCAGCCCGGCGGCGGGCGGCGCCGGGCGCAGUGUCAGCGCUGUCUGUGUGUCCGCGGCGCGGUCUGGAGCCACUGCUCGGCUGUCUGCCGACCCUACUGGCCGACUGUAGCCCAGAACUGCUCCGUGAGGCCGCCACCGCCGCCUGGACCGCCCUGCACGAGCACCGUCGCAGUGAGGUGUUCGUGCUCUCGCUGCCGGGCCUGUCACGUCUCGUGUUCACUGCUGACACACUCACCAACCCGGAUCUGGCUGACCUGGUGCAAGACAUGAGCGAGCGGCUGCUACAGCUCGUGGAGUCGGUUCCGGCCGCACUACUGGCUCUCAUAUCACAGCUGAACUUUGUGUGGUCGACGGACAGCAGCAGCCUGCCCCGCCACCUCCCGACCGUGACUGCCGCCCUCCUGCACGGCGCUGUCCACCGUCGCGACCGUCGUGCGCUCCAGGACACUGUCGGCUUCGUGAGCGGCCCGGCGGCGCCGUCGACCGCCGAUCAUCUGCUCGACAAGGCCGUACGCGCCGCUGGGGUGGCCGCCCUGGGGCUGCUACUGAAGAGAGGACGGGCGGCGGCGGUGGCGGAGCUGGCGGAGGAGCUGAGGUGCCGCGCCGACCGAGCCGGAGAGGGACGACACUUUGGCAACUCUGCCAGUCAUCGAGUGCAGCAGCGGGCCUACCAGGCGCUGCUGGUACUGCACACGGCUCUGUCGCCGGAUGAGCGUGAGAAGCUGUGUAUCUCCACGUGCGACCGGCUGCUGCGCUGUCACCCUCAGCCCAGUGUGCGGUACCUGCAGGAGUGGCUGGUGGUGCUGCUGUGCGUGCAACAGCCGCCGCUCAUAGCACACGUCUGGGACCAUAUGGACAAGGCGGGUGAGGGUCGAACCGGCAGUAUCGGCUCGUUUGUCGCCAUCCUGACGCACCUGGCCCAGUCGGGCGCGGCUACCCCCGGCUCUGGAGACAGCGGCGACUCGGCAGAGCAGUUUGUGCGACUCUGCUUCCGGCGCAUUCUGCCCUGGUGCAUGGCUCAGCAUUUCAACACGCGAGUCUACGCCCAGGCGGCGCUGCACCGUCUCUGGCUUUUGGCGGAGAAGCGCGCUAUGACCGCCAUCCUUUCCGAGUUUGAGGUAGUUCACGCCAGCGUAUCCCAGUCUCUGGAGUACGGAAACGCCAACAAGAACUCGCAGCUGAUUCUUAACGAUUUCUACUUCACCGUGUUCGACCCGGUCCGGCACUUCUCUCUGGAGGCGAUCUACUGUUCUCUACCGCGGCUGGCGUCGGUGGAACAGGACGAGUGGGUGCCUCCGGAGCUAUUCCCCGACCACCUUACCGAAGGGGCCGGGGAUGGAGAGGAGGCACCGGCCGGUUCACUGCGUCUGAGCCGGCUCUGCCCCGGUCUGAGGGACGCCCAGCCAGCCAGCUGGACGGCGCGCACCGGCGACCUCAGGACGGCACCUGCAGGUGAGGUGGCCGGCGCGGUCGACGGGGACCCGUCCAGUACCGGCGGCGGCGGCGAGGUGCAGCGCAAACCGACUCCGUGGCGCCAGCUGCUCCCCGAGCCGUCCGAGGUGUCGGCGGUGCGCCGGAGUCGGCGACCGGCCAGCAACGGGCCCGUGCUGGUGGCAGCGCUGGUGGACCGGGCGCCCAACCUGGGCGGUCUCUGUCGCACGUGCGAGGUGCUCGGCGCCGCCCGGAUGGUCAUCUCCAGCCUGCAGCUGACCGCCGACAAGCAGUUCCAGAGUCUGAGCGUGUCCGCCGAGCGCUGGGUGCCACUGACGGAGGUGAAGCCCCACCAGCUGGCCGAGUACCUCUCCCAGCUGCGCUCAGCCGGAUACACCCUCGUCGGUGUGGAGCAGACCUCCAACAGCGUGCCCGUCACCGCCUACCAGUUCCCGGAGCGGACCGCGCUGGUGCUCGGCAACGAGCGGGAGGGCAUCCCGGUGGAGGUGAUCCACCUGCUGGAUGUCUGUGUGGAGAUCCCGCAGUGUGGCGUGGUGCGGUCGCUGAACGUGCACGUGGCCGGUGCGCUGCUACUGUGGGAGUACCGGCGACAGCACCCCUGAGGAGGCCCGGAGCCGGAGCCGGAGCCGGAGCCGGAGCUGCGCUGAGUGAGUACCGAUGGUGUUAGAGGGAGUGGUGGGAGGCGGCGAGUGGAGUUGUCUCCGAAACUCGCUCGCCGAGGAGAGACGGCGCUGCCGCCGUCAAAGGGGUGGGCUGGAGAUUGCGCAGGUGUCUGGCUGUGCUGUUAGGUACUUUGGUAGUGGUAUGGUUGUUCCGGAAUAAUUGUCCAAAGGCAAAUCACAGGCUGCUGAUGAGAAAUAUCCCCACAAUCUUGUACUAACAUGCGAACGGGGUACGCCUUCACCGACUCCGCCUUCGCUGUCUCUUCCUUUCACCAAGCUGUCUAACACUGAAGGCUGGAAGUCGUAGCAAAUCUGCAUUCUGCGAGAGCUGCAAAUCUGGAACCCCUUUCUUUAUUUUUGUGGUUCUGGAGGCCGAUCACUAU
Messenger RNA from Amphibalanus amphitrite, 3590 nucleotides. RefSeq names its product probable methyltransferase TARBP1. The transcript is spliced from 7 exons. The record is from RefSeq and is a predicted model, not a curated record. Lineage: Eukaryota; Metazoa; Arthropoda; Thecostraca; Balanomorpha; Balanidae. Bases 1 to 3147 code for a protein of 1048 amino acids. Gene Ontology annotation, molecular function: tRNA (guanine) methyltransferase activity; RNA binding. Gene Ontology annotation, biological process: tRNA methylation.